GAUCUACAAUGGGCCAAGGAUUCUCUCUAACGACACUGUCGGCGGGCUCCGCCAAUAUAGAUGUUCCGGAGCUCUAUGAUUUGGCUUACGAGAAAUCCCUGGGAACUGCUCGUUUUAUGAAAUCGAUCCGAGCCCGUCAUCAUGAUGGCUUGGUCUUCGUUAAAGUUGUGGUUAAGCCUUACUCGAGCAUGAAGCUCGACCAAUACGUGAAGGAGCUGCUACGAGAGCGAAAGGCUCUUGCAGACAUUCCUAACGCGUUAGGGUACGAGAGAAUAUUGGAAACAAGCGCAAAUGGAUAUUUGGCCAGGCAGUAUAUUCAUAGCUCGCUUUACGAUCGGAUGAGCACGAGGCCUUUUCUUGAAAAUAUUGAGAAGAGAUGGCUGGCGUUUCAGUUACUUUGCGCCGUGCGAGAUUGCCAUGCCCGCGAAAUAUAUCAUGGCGAUAUUAAGACAGAGAACAUUUUAGUUACCUCAUGGAACUGGCUCUUCCUUUCUGACUUUUCAUCAUCUUUCAAACCAACAUACCUUCCAGAGGAUAAUCCGGCGGACUUUUCAUAUUAUUUUGACACAUCAGGGAGGCGGACCUGCUAUUUAGCACCCGAACGAUUCUAUUCCCCAGCAACCCAGAAUGAAGAGAGAGGACCGGUCAAUUGGGCUAUGGAUAUAUUUAGUGUUGGCUGUGUAAUAGCAGAGCUCUUCCUUGAAGCACCGAUAUUCUCUCUGAGCCAGCUUUACAAAUAUCGGAAAGGAGAGUACGACCCGGAGCAUGCGCAUUUGAGAAAAAUUGAGGAUAGGGAUAUUCGAGAGCUGGUCUCUCAUAUGAUUCAGAUCGAGCCGGAAUCAAGAUUUCCUGCAGAGGAAUACCUUAAUUUCUGGCGCCGCAAAGCGUUCCCCGAGUAUUUUUACAGCUUUUUGCAUCAAUACAUGGGUCUUAUCACCGAUCCUUCAUCUGGCCGUGCUCCGAUCACUACCGGAAUCACAAAUCUGGGAGAAGCAGAUGACAGAAUCGACCGAGUUUUUUAUGAUUUUGACAAGAUUUCCUACUUUCUAGGCUAUGAUACCCCAAACAAGCAUUCUCCAAAUACCUCGUCCAGCGUGUUGGGCUUUAAUUUGAUACCCGUGCAUUUGGAUAUUCCAAACAAUCGUCACCAGGCGUCAGCCACAAGUUUUCGUCCAGCCGAGGAUGGCACACUUAUUUUUCUGACAUUAAUCGUAUCAUCCUUGAGGAAUACGGCAAGAUCCACGGCGAAGAUUCGGGCUUGUGAUAUACUUUUGGCGUUCGCCGAGCGUAUCCCGGACGAGGCAAAGAUUGAUCGUGUCCUUCCAUACGUUAUGGCUCUGCUCAACGACCCGGCAGAUAUUGUCCAAAUUGCCGCCCUCCGAACCGUGACCCAGCUGAUGGCUAUGGUGUCUGUAGUUUCACCUAUAAACGCAUACGUUUUCCCGGAAUAUGUUCUUCCUCGGUUUCAGCCUUUUUACCCUGGAGCGACACCAAAAAUGAAGCCUACAGUUCGUGCAACAUACGCAGCUUGUUUAGCGACGCUUGCGAAUACGUCCUCUAGGUUUUUGGAUUUGGUUCAAGCGCUGAGAGCGGACGGCUCUUUACCCACAGCUGAUCCCGAAGCGGAAGAUAGUGUUGCUACGAAUGCGGCCUAUCAAAAUCUGUUUGACGUCGCCCGUACCGACUUGGUAGACUACUUUGAGUCUCACACAAAAGCGCUUCUUACUGACAAUGAUCCCUCGGUGCGAAGAGCAUUUCUUGGCUCUGUAUCUAGCCUGUGCAUUUUCUUUGGUAGUUUAAAGGCCAGCGACGUAAUUCUCAGUCACCUCAACACGUAUCUCAACGAUAGAGACUGGAUGUUGAAAUGCACCUUUUUCAAAACGAUCGUCGGCGUUGCAACAAUUGUGGGAAGUUUCAGCUUGGAAGAAUUUGUCUUGCCAUUGAUGGUGCAAGCACUCACAGAUCCGGAAGAGUUUGUGGUCGAGAAUGUGCUUCGCUCACUUGCUAGCAUGGCAGAGCUUGGAUUAUUUCAGCGUUCGAAGACAUGGGAGAUUAUCGGCAUCGUCUGCAGGUUUAUGAUGCAUCCGAAUGCUUGGAUCCGAGAAGCAGCAGCGCAUUUCAUUUCGUCUGCUACAUCAUUCCUCCCUGUUGCAGACAAGCAUUGCAUUAUAGGGCCGCUCCUUCAGCCGUAUUUUAAGACGCCAGUCACAGAUUUCAAUGAGCUUCUCCUCCUUGGUGUUCUCAAAAAGCCCCUCUCUCGAGGAGUCCUUGACCUGGCCGCAUCUUGGGCUACUAAAGUCGAAAAGGGAGAAUUCUGGAAGGACGGCCAGGCGCAGAGAAUAUUCGCAUUCGGGGCAGUCGAAGAUCCGUUCUUCGGUUCCUUCUCAAAGCACACCGGAAAUAACGCUUUGAAUAAGGUCUCAAAGAAUGAGGAAGACGAACAAUGGCUCACCCGGCUACGAAAUAUAGGUAUGGCGCCCGAGGACGAAUGGAAACUGCUGGCUUUGCGCGAAUAUAUCUGGCGAAUGGCGCCGAGGAAACCCAAAGAAGGAGCCGGCAACGCAGCUUCUCAUCUCAAUAAUGUCAUAACUUUGAAGCAACUCGAGAUCACUCCACAAACAGUAUUUUUCAACGAGAAACAAUACCCUCUAACUCAGGCUGAACUCAGAACUCAGCGUACUCAGUCCCAGGGUGAAGGGGCGCCUCACACCAUUGCGGAUGCGCUUCUGGAUGCAUCGUCUACGAUUGAUAAUCCUGGAAAUCGCAGGAAGAGGCCACUUACUUCCAAUGGAAGAGAAAGUUUAGAAUUCGCGCCGCUUCUGGGGCCGGGCGACGUGGAAAGUGCAGCCAUUGACUCGCCCACCUUACCGUCACCGUCUUCGCUCCCUCCUUCCCGCCCUGGCGAGCAGCAGGAUAUCUUACCGCUAGAGCCGGAUGGAGAUUCUCGCGUUAAAAGUUUACGGCCUUCUCAGGUGGCCGUAGAAGCCCAAGAGGAAUCAAUUGAUAACGGAGAGGUGGCAGAUGGCAGACCAACCAAGCAUAAUCACCACAUGCGUCAUCAGUCCAGUGCCAUGAAUCUCAUGAAUAGGGCGGAUUUAUCCAAGGCCUAUGCAGAGACCAGUACGACUUCUACAAAUGUCUUUGGGAAGGUGAAUAGUGCCAUGCCACGAGAGCCGUCGGUUCACAAAUCAGAAAAUACGCCGAAGGAUCAGAAAAGCUCGGAAAGCGAUUACUCGAUCCGUUUCCGUGCUGCACACACUUAUGAUGGCAAUGAUCCAAGCGUUCUGAAACUGCUUGACUCUUUAUACGUCGAAAAUUAUCCAGCCGACGUUGUGGAAUUUGGCCCCAUGGUAACCCCUAUCAGCCGUCGACAACCUAUAAAGAGGAGCAGUGGCAACACAGCAGAGCGUCCUUGGCGACCUGAAGGUACCCUGGUGGCCACCUUUGGCGAACAUACGGGUCCAAUAAAUCGGGUUCUUGUAGCCGCUGACCAUGCAUUCUUCAUUACGGGCUCAGAUGAUGGUACGGUUAAGGUUUGGGAUACAGCAAGAUUAGAGCGCAACCUUGCUCACCGUGCAAGACUGACUCACAAGCAUGCGCCGGGCGCCAAAGUGAAAUGUCUCGCUUUUGUUGAGAACACGCAUAGUUUCAUAAGUGGAGCGUCUGAUGGGAGCAUCCAUGUAGUCAAAGUUGACUAUAGUGCUGGUGCUACUGCCUCGAGAUACGGGAAGUUGCGAUUGCUCCGAGAAUAUACCCUCCCAAAAGGCGAAUUUGCCCUAUGGAUGGAGCAUUUCAAAGCCGAAACACACUCGGUUUUGCUAGUGGCCACGAACAAGUCGCGCAUCUUGGCCCUGGAACUUCGGACCAUGAAGGUUUUGUACUCCUUAGAGAAUCCUGUUCAUGAUGGGAUCCCUACCUGCUUCUGCCUCGAUCGAAAGCAUACUUGGCUCCUUCUUGGCACAUCGCAUGGUGUUUUGAUCCUUUGGGAUCUCCGAUUCCAAAUCAAAUUGAAAGCUUGGGGGCUGGCGGGAGGCACAGCCAUACAUCGACUUUGUGUUCAUCCUCUCAAAGGACGAGGAAAGUGGGUGUGUGUAGCUGGUGGAACGGGUCAAGAGGAAAUAACUGUUUGGGAUAUUGAAAAGGCACAGUGUCGAGAGGUAUAUCGUACCGGUGGAAGCAAAGAGGGCUGGAAAGGCUAUGAGCCUUGGAAGAUAGAGGAUGAGCGACCAGAGGGAAUGCUUGGGCGGUUUGCGACCGCGUUGGAACCAAGCGGUAAUGCAGGCAUUGACAGAGGCGUUCGAUCGCUCGUUGUUGGUCUGGAUACCUCGGACGAUGGUCGUGACUCUCGUUGUGGUUUCCUGAUCACAGGUGGUUUCGAUCGGAAGGUUAGGUACUGGGACAUGACUCACGUUGAAGGCUCUUUGAUCGUCAGUGGUCUAGACAUUGAUGAGCUGAAACCCACCUUCACCUCUUCUCAUCCAACGGCCUCAUUGACUGUCAACGCAGAGCGAUUCCCGCAGCCUGCACCAACGGCACCAAAUGCCGGAGUUGGAAAUAAAACUUCAAGCAACACGGCCAAAAAGGUGACAGGUCGGCUUCCUCGCUCUACAGUGAUAUCAUUGCAGCAGCAAAACCUUCUCAAAUCGCAUCUCGAUAUUAUAUUAGACGUUGCAUUGCUGGAGUCUCCAUAUGGAAUGAUUAUCUCGGUUGACAGGUCAGGCGUUAUUUAUGUAUUUCAGUAAUGGGCCUGGAUGGAGGAGUCGAGCGGUUGCUAGAAUAUUACAAUCAAUGGCAG
Messenger RNA from Xylona heveae TC161, 4795 nucleotides. RefSeq names its product ARM repeat-containing protein. Lineage: Eukaryota; Fungi; Ascomycota; Xylonomycetes; Xylonales; Xylonaceae. Bases 9 to 4742 code for a protein of 1577 amino acids. The transcript is spliced from 4 exons. Gene Ontology annotation, biological process: protein targeting to vacuole; late endosome to vacuole transport; autophagy of peroxisome. Gene Ontology annotation, molecular function: protein binding; protein serine/threonine kinase activity; ATP binding. Gene Ontology annotation, cellular component: late endosome; nucleus-vacuole junction; phosphatidylinositol 3-kinase complex, class III, type II. The record is from RefSeq and is a predicted model, not a curated record.